AUAAAUACGGGCUUUAGAUCCUUGCUUUGUUUCUUUUUUUUUCCCUUCAGUACUACUCCAAAGACAUUCGUUCUCAAUCACUUGAUAACUUUCAUAUAUCUACCAUACCAUCUACUUCUCUCUAAUCACCAUCAUCUUUAAUCAACUACCAUCAAAAUGAAGUUCACCCUCGCUUCCACCCUCCUCCCCCUCCUGGCCACCGCUGCCCCCGCCCAGCAGCGCGACUCCUCCAACUCCACUGCUUCUUCUACUCCCUCUACCUUCGGCAUCAUGUCCGCCCGCUCUGGCUCCCCCAUCCAUCUCCUCCCCUUGAACGCCAACAGCGGUGGUUUCUACCUGGGCGGAAACACCUCUUCUUACUGCCCUAUCUCUUCCGGCUGCCCUGCCGGUACUGAGACCGUUUUUGCUGGUGAUGGCUCUGCUUUGGACGUCGAAGUUCCCGGCGGCCAACAAGUCUACGUCGCACCCAGCGGUGCCCUGACCUUCACCGUCCCCCACUCGGCCUACAUCCCCGCUGGCUCCUCCACCGGCCCCUUCAAGUACACCCCCGGCAAGCCCUUCGGCACCUGGACUUUCACCGGUGCCGGUGCCACGGGCUUCAUGGCUUGCCCUGACGAGGGUAACAAGUGGCAGGUGUUUGCUGCUACGCAGAAUGCUACCGUGCCUAGUGGCAAUGUUGCUGAUUGCUUGGGUUUUGAUGCCCUUGCUGUGGCUACUAAUGGUUCGGUCGCUGCUUGGGAGUACAUCUAAAUAAGUACUUUCUGGUAUGUUAGGAUGAUAGUGGGGUAGAAGGGGGAUGGGGUAUAUAGUUGUGGUGUGUAUAGAGUGAAAUAGUAGGGUUUGUGGUUGUGGUUGUGGUUGUAGUUAUUAAUGGUUGUUGUGUACAUGUAUGUUAAUGUCAUUAAUGAUUUGUUGAUGUUGUGAUUGAUUGGUUAUUUAUUGUAAUAUUAGUUUUAGUUAUUUGGUGGGAGUAGUUUUAUUAUGAU
Aspergillus eucalypticola CBS 122712 is the source of this 986-nucleotide messenger RNA. RefSeq names its product putative IgE binding protein. The record is from RefSeq and is a predicted model, not a curated record. The coding region runs from base 157 to 750 and encodes 197 amino acids. Lineage: Eukaryota; Fungi; Ascomycota; Eurotiomycetes; Eurotiales; Aspergillaceae. The transcript has 2 exons.